Messenger RNA from Parathielavia appendiculata, 1257 nucleotides. Its product is annotated as mitochondrial carrier. Gene Ontology annotation, cellular component: mitochondrial inner membrane. The transcript is spliced from 2 exons. Gene Ontology annotation, molecular function: thiamine transmembrane transporter activity. Bases 256 to 1227 code for a protein of 323 amino acids. The record is from RefSeq and is a predicted model, not a curated record. Gene Ontology annotation, biological process: thiamine pyrophosphate transmembrane transport. NCBI's taxonomy places the organism in Eukaryota, Fungi, Ascomycota, Sordariomycetes, Sordariales, Chaetomiaceae.
CAACAAACCGACAUGAAUAUGAGAUGCACAUAGCAACGAUACCAGACGUAUUCAUCAACAAUCCAAUUUUACAAUUGCUCGGCCAAGCGUCAUACGCGGUUGCUUGUACUUCCACUCUGUAUCAUUACUUUUACUCCGUAAAACAAUUCUGUCAAGUCUCAGCUGCAAAGGACCUCGACGCGACUGGCGGUUCGUCCGAUUCCUAAGCCAACAGUCUAAGCGGAACCCGGAUACUCUACCGCCCCAGCUGGAUGAAUGUCGUUCAAGGGCGACCACCUCAAAGAUGAGGGCUCUCGUCUGCAAGUUACGGCCGCAGGCGCCACAGCCGGCCUGAUCUCUCGCUUCAUCAUUGCGCCCCUCGACGUAGUCAAGAUCCGCCUGCAGCUGCAAACCCACUCCCUCUCCGACCCGCUCUCGACGCGCGACCUGCAGGGCGGGCCCAUCUACAAGGGUACGCUCCCCACGCUCCGCCACAUCCUCCGCCAUGAGGGCAUCCCGGGCCUCUGGAAGGGCAACGUGCCGGCUGAGCUCCUCUAUGUGUGCUACAGCGCCGUGCAAUUCGCCACCUACCGCACCACAACCCAACUCCUCCACGGCGCCCUCGGCCCAGAAACCCUCCCCCAAUCCGCCGAGUCCUUCAUCGCAGGCGCCGUCGGCGGCGCCGCCGCCACAGCAGCGACCUACCCGCUCGACCUGCUGCGCACGCGCUUCGCGGCCCAGGGCAAUGACAAAGUCUACACCAGCCUGGCGCGCGCCAUCGCACAGAUCCACCGCGAGGAAGGGCCGCGCGGCUUCUUCCGCGGCCUAGGCCCUGGCCUGGCGCAGAUUGUGCCCUACAUGGGCGUCUUCUUCGCCGUGUACGAGACGCUGCGGCCGCACCUGAGCGGGCUGGAGCUGCCGUUCAGCAGCGGCGGCGCCGUGGCGGGCACCGUGGCCAGCGUGCUCGCCAAGACGGGCACGUUCCCGCUGGACCUGGUCCGCAAGCGCAUUCAGGUGCAGGGCCCGACGAGGGGGAGGUACGUGCAUAAAAAUAUACCAGAGUAUUACGGCGGGACCGUUGGGGCGGUGAGGACUAUUUUGAGGAACGAGGGGUUUAGGGGACUGUACAGGGGGUUGACAGUUAGUUUAGUCAAGGCGGCGCCGGCAAGCGCGGUGACCAUGUGGACUUAUGAGCGGGCGUUGAGGUUUUAUACGGGGCUGGGCCAGAGGAGGGAGGAAAGCUGGUGAGCGCGAGGUUUUGUGACAGUGAUACCCUAG